Molecule: messenger RNA, 807 nt
Organism: Bipolaris victoriae FI3
Lineage: Eukaryota; Fungi; Ascomycota; Dothideomycetes; Pleosporales; Pleosporaceae
Exons: 1
Coding region: 1-807 (268 amino acids)
Source: RefSeq, a predicted model, not a curated record
AUGGGUACUGGUGCUGCUGGUGCCGGUGCCGCUGGUGCCGCUGGUGCAGCUGGCGCUGCAGGUGCUACUGGUGCCAACGCUGCUGGUGCCAAUGCUGCUGGUGCCAAUGCUGCUGGUGCCAAUGCUGCUGGUGCCAAUGCUGCUGGUGCCAAUGCUGCUGGUGCCAAUGCUGGUGGUGCCAAUGCUGCUGGUGCCAAUGCUGGUGGUGCCGGUGGCGCUGCUGGAGGUCUCGCUGGUCUCCUUGGUGGCCUCGGUGGCAACAAGCGUGGUCUCCUCGAUGCCCUCACCGGCGGCGCUGGCGGUGCUGGCGGUGCCGGUGCAGGCACCAAGACCCCUAAGGGAACCACCGAACAGGGUGUCGCUGCCGCUGCUGGCUCUGGUGCGUCCACUGGUCUCCCCACCACCGCCGACGAUGGCACAAUCACCAUGACCUUCCACCAAGUCAACCAGGACGGUGCCGGUCCUCUCACUGCCCAAAUCGAUGCCACCUCCGGCGGUACCGACCCCGCUGCCUUCCAGGACGCCCAGGUCACCCAGAACGUUCCUGGUAUCGGUAUCGGAGGUCUGUCUGCUGCCUCCACCACCGACUUCCCCGUCAAGGUCCAGAUGCCCGCUGGCAUGACCUGCCAGGGUACCGCUGGAGGUGCCUCCAACGUCUGCGUCGUCCGCAUGCAAAACGCAGCUCUCGCCGGUCCCUUUGGUGGCUCCGCUGCCUUCACUCAGAGCGCUGCGGCCAAGAAGAGGGCUGUCGAGUACAACCUCCGCAAGCGCCACAUGGCCCGUGGUAUCCUCGGAAAGCCCGAGUAA